Molecule: messenger RNA, 745 nt
Organism: Manacus vitellinus (golden-collared manakin)
Lineage: Eukaryota; Metazoa; Chordata; Aves; Passeriformes; Pipridae
Product: C-C motif chemokine 4
Exons: 3
Coding region: 120-392 (90 amino acids)
Biological process (GO): monocyte chemotaxis; neutrophil chemotaxis; cellular response to tumor necrosis factor
Cellular component (GO): extracellular region
Molecular function (GO): CCR chemokine receptor binding; chemokine activity
Source: RefSeq, a predicted model, not a curated record
UUCCAUUUCGAGUUCUCCAAGCUCCUUUUAAAAGGGAGCAGAUUCCAGCUGCUUCAGACGGAGCUGCAUCUUCCGGAGCUUUUGGUCCUGCUCUGACAUCCCUCAUCCUCACAGGAAAGAUGAAGGUCUUUGCAGCUGUUCUGGCUCUUUUCCUCCUUGCAACCUCCUUCUCCCAAACUUUCUCUGGCCCAGUUGGGCCUGACCUCCCCAUCUGCUGUUUCAAGUUCACUCGCCACGAGCUGCCCCGGGACCGAAUCCUGCGUCACUACAGCACCAGAACCAGCUGCCCCCAGCCAGGCAUUGUGUUCGUCACAAGGAGGGGCCACCAGGUCUGUGCCAAUCCCAGUGACACCUGGGUCCAGAGGUACCUGCAGAGCUUGGAGCAGAACUGAGCCAGGCAGGAUGGCAAGUGGAGCUGCUGUCCUGCACAAAUCACCUCAUCCCGAGCCCCGGCCAUGGAGCAGGGACAACGGGAGCUGCAGGAGCCCACGGCAUCUGCAGGUGUCUCCAAGGGACUGCUGGAAGGGCUCCCCAGGACACCUCGUGUUGUUGGGGUUGCUGCUGCUCACCCUGAGCUUCCACAGACUGGGCUGUGACCUCAUCCCUCUGCCCUGACCCUCCACUGGUGGCCUGGCGAGGCCCAGGGGGCUGCACCUUUGUUAUGUUAUUUGAAAUUGUAUUAUUAUUUGUUGUGUUGAAGUUACAGUAAAUUAUUUAUGAAACUAUCAUAUGGGGUAGGCAGUGC